AUGCCUCACGGUCGUCCAACAAAACGGAGGCGACUCUCUCCGCCCAUCGAUGACAGCAAAGUCUCAGAGACCAUCAAGGCUACCGACCUCUUCGUCCGCGCCGCAGAUUGGGAUCUUGAGCAAGAAUAUGAGAAGAAGUCGAGGCAGAAAAAAAACAAGGAAUCCACGAGACUCCCGAUCAAGACUGCCGAAGGGAAGACACAAAGGGUAGAAGAGAAGGCACCGAUUGAAAAGGAGGAUGAUUCCGAUAGUUUCAUGGGAUCUGGAACUGACGAUGAGGACGACGAGAAGGACGAGACGCCUCCCACCGAGACAGAACCCGCCGUUCCGCAAGUCCCUCUCAAGCAACAAAUUGUCGCCGCGAAGGAAGAGAUUGCUCGCAUCGCGGGUCUCCUAAAUGAAGACCCCGAAGAACAUGCCGGGUCGUUUAAAAAGCUGGCACAAGUCACUGGACCAACUUCGCCAAUCGCGGUUCAGAAACUGGUCCUUGCUGCACAAGCAGCGGUGUACAAGGACGUGAUUCCGGGCUAUCGGAUACGCUCUUACAAGGAUGACGAAUUGGGGAACAAGAUUUCCAAGGACGUGCGGCAAACGAGACAGUAUGAGCACGCUCUCGUCACUGGGUAUCAGGCAUACCUGAAACAACUGAGCAGUCUCGCAAAGGCUCAAAAAAGUGAUGCAGUUACACUGUCCUUGCGAAGUGUUGCGAUCAAUUGUGCAUGCACACUCCUCCUCUCCGUACCACAUUUCAAUUUCCGGACCGAGCUGUUGAAUAUUCUCGUCCACGAGGUCUCGAGUCGAGAACCCUCACCCGAUUUCCUCAAAUGCGUGGAGACUCUGGAGCAGUUUUUCUCACGCGAUGAAGACGGAGCCCCGUCCCUUGAAGCCGUCAGCCUGCUCACUAAAAUGAUGAAAGCUAAAGACUACCGGGUCAGGGAAGAAGUGCUGAAUACAUUCUUCCAUUUACGUCUUUUGUCUGAACUGGCACCACCUGACUCAUCCGGCAAACCAGGUAGGCCGGAACAGCCGUCGAAGGUACACGGACGCAAGGUCAAGCAGCAGACCUCCCAGCACAUGUCCAAACGCGAACGAAAAUUGCUCAAGCAGCGCCGUGAAGUCGAGAAAGACAUGGCCGAAGCCUCGGCGCUGGUAAACCAUGAAGAGAGAGAGAAAAUCCAGUCUGAAACGUUGAAAUUGGUGUUUGUCACGUAUUUUCGCGUUCUGAAGGCCAGGAUCCCAGAGCUUAUGGGUGCUGUGCUGGAAGGGUUGGCAAAGUACGCGCAUCUGAUCAAUCAGGAUUUUUUUGGAGAUCUAUUAGAGGCGCUAAAGGAGAUUGUGGGCGUAGCUGAUGACGCUGUCAAAGGGGGAUUGGACGUGGAGGGCGAAGUUGAAGAAGAGAGCAAGGCGACAACCCUGGAUGCCGAGACAAUCCGCAACAGGAAACGCGAAAGCCUUCUUGCGACGCAGACUGCAUUCACACUGCUCUCGGGCCAGGAUGUCUCCAAAGCCGCCUCGAGCUUACAUCUCGACCUGAGCUUUUUUACAGGGCAUAUCUACAGUUCAUUAUACCCGCUCUCACUGGACGCGGACGUCGAACUGGGGCCGAAAUCGCUACGUCUCGCCGAUCCACACUCGUCGAAAGCUCCGUUGUCAAACGCAGCGAGCAACAGAAUCAACAUCUCCACACCCAUUCUCCUGCUCACGCGCGUCUUGACAUCUAUCCUGCUAAUACCCUCGUCUCCACCCCCCCCACAGACAGUCCUGUCGUUCUUCAAACGCCUCCUGACUGUCUCGCUGCAAUUGCCUGAGAAAUCCACCCUGGCAGUAUUCAAUCUAAUGGCCAAGAUCGCAGACAAACACGGCCGCAAGAUCGAGGCGUUGUGGCACAGUGACGAAAGGAAAGGAGACGGCGUGUAUCGGGGCGACAGCGAGAGUGUGGAAGGCACCAAUGUGUUGGGGACCGGCAGCGGCGUUUGGGAGUUAGAGCUGUUGAAGAGGCAUUACUGUCCCAAAAUCAGAGAAUCGGCGCAGAGCGUGGAAGGAAUCAUCAGAGACAUGCACAGAUAA
Cladophialophora psammophila CBS 110553 is the source of this 2067-nucleotide messenger RNA. RefSeq lists its product as uncharacterized. Gene Ontology annotation, cellular component: nucleolus. Gene Ontology annotation, molecular function: chromatin binding. Bases 1 to 2067 code for a protein of 688 amino acids. Gene Ontology annotation, biological process: DNA replication initiation. The record is from RefSeq and is a predicted model, not a curated record. NCBI's taxonomy places the organism in Eukaryota, Fungi, Ascomycota, Eurotiomycetes, Chaetothyriales, Herpotrichiellaceae. The transcript has a single exon.